This is a messenger RNA of Elgaria multicarinata webbii, 1357 nucleotides long. It is a transcript of the gene PDPN, whose product is annotated as podoplanin. The transcript is spliced from 5 exons. Bases 364 to 702 code for a protein of 112 amino acids. NCBI's taxonomy places the organism in Eukaryota, Metazoa, Chordata, Lepidosauria, Squamata, Anguidae. The record is from RefSeq and is a predicted model, not a curated record.
UUCACUAUAUAUAACCGUCUCUGGCAUCUUCUAAAACAUCCUGUAACUUUAAACCUGAGAUCAUUUUUUUUAUGGGCGACCAAGCAGAGUGCAGAGGGCGGGCCUUCCUUUCAGGACCACUUUGAACGCCCCCCCCCCCCAGCCCACAGUUAAAGGGGGGAAAUGCUGAGUCCAUUCUCAGUAUCUUUCGUUCGUGCUGUCAAUGCUUCUGAGAAACUAGAGAGCAGCUUUUUCGACCAGGGAAGGAGGAAGCAGACCCAAACUUUUGCGAAACGAAUCGACAUUUGGCAUAACUGGAUUGCUCAAGGCUGGAAUUAGUUAUUUGUUGCCUGCUUUUUCUUUUGAAAAGAGCAACGAUCAAAGAUGUUUCUUAAAAUGGAACUCAUCGUCUUCCUGAUCGGGAGCGUGUCUUUCUGUGUCUUUGCUGAGGAAGCAAGUACACCUUUAUUCGAAGAAGAAGCGGUAACUGCUGAUAUCAAGGAUGGUACCGAAGGACCCACUGUGGCGCUGAUGACUUCAGACGGCAUCCUUUCAACCAGUGAUGGUGGUGAGAAUUCAACAGAACCAAAUGCUACAGAAACCUCUGACGAUGGCCUGGAAACAGCUGCGUUGGUUGGUAUUAUCAUAGGCAUCAUCAUUGCAAUAGGAGUUGCUACUGCGAUCAUCCUGACGGUUGUGAAGAAGAUGUCAGGAAGGCCCUGAGAGUCUUUGAAGAGAAGAACAGGGGAUUCUCAUCAGAAAAUGCCGUCCUCCAUUCUGAGCAACUCUCCUCCUGUGCUAACAGUGGAAGAUGAUCCAUGGAACCACUGACUGAGGACUUGACAGCCUGUGGAGAUCCCACACAAUUCCCUGGAGUGAGGUUUUAUAAGUUUACCCAGGGGAAGAAAAGGAAAAAAAAGGAACUUGCUCACCUACAAUAGAUAUAAGUGGAAUGGGGAAAAUUGCACAGUGGGAACGAUUUUAAAAAGAAGAACAAGUAAAGCUCUUUACCUCUACAGUGCUGUUUACAGGUAUUAUUAUUAUUAUUGUAUACACUUGCGAGUGACAAUUUAUGGAAGGCCCCGAAGCAAGCUGGUUUCUGCACGUGGUAUCAUGUAGCGGUUUUGGGGAGUUAUUUUGGUUUCAAUUCAGUGGUGCACUGAGGGUCGAACUCUGGAGCAAGUGUCCCACUUAGCAGGAUAGGGAGGAGGACCCCCAAACACAGCAGGGCUGGCUUACUACAACUUUAUACAUAUUACCAUCUAAAGAGGACCCUCCCUGUAUUAGCAUUAUAUAUAGAUGAGGGCCACAUAAAACAUUAAAUGUGCAAUCCUAUCCAUGUUGAGACAGAAAAAAAGGUCCUACAACUCCCAGCAUU